Molecule: messenger RNA, 663 nt
Organism: Striga hermonthica
Lineage: Eukaryota; Viridiplantae; Streptophyta; Magnoliopsida; Lamiales; Orobanchaceae
Source: the annotation of a GenBank genome assembly
AUGGCACACGCCACAUUUUACGGAGGCUCAGAUGCCUCCGGCACAAUGGGUGGAGCGUGCGGGUAUGGUAACUUGUAUGGCCAGGGUUACGGUACAAGCACCGCAGCCCUCAGUACCAACCUCUUCAACAAGGGCUUGAGUUGCGGUGCUUGCUAUCAAAUGAGGUGCUAUGGCGACCCCAAAUGGUGCAGGCAGGGCAGCAUCACCGUCACUGCCACCAACUUCUGCCCUCCCAAUUAUGCACUCGCCUCCAACAAUGGCGGCUGGUGCAACCCGCCACGUCAGCAUUUUGACCUAGCCGAGCCUGCCUUCUUAAGAAUCGCCCAAUAUCGAGCAGGAAUAGUUCCCAUCGUAUACAAGAGGGUCCCGUGCGUGAAGAAAGGAGGGAUUAGGUUUACGAUGAACGGUCACCCGUAUUUCAACUUGGUCCUCGUAACGAAUGUAGGUGGGGCCGGUGACAUACACAGCGUGUGGAUUAAGGGUUCGAGCACCUGGCAGCCCAUGACCCGAAACUGGGGGCAAAAUUGGCAGAGCCACUCGUAUCUCAACGGUCAGACUCUCUCGUUCAGAGUCACCGCUAGCGAUGGCCAAACCCUGACAGCCAACCGUGUCGCACCCAACAACUGGCAGUUCGGAAAAACCUACGAGGGUCCACAAUUUUAG